CUUUAAACUUAACGGUGAAUUCAUACGUUUUAUUGAUACCAAUAAAAUGCCACUAAGUGAUGCAUAAAUAUUUCAGCACGGUAUUAGUUAUUAUGGGAAUGUGUUUAAAACUACCUAAUAUCUUUAAAACUAAAAAGAGUUUCGGAAUUGCCGUGACCGUUUGCAUUGUGUGUUUCCUGGUUUAUUUCAACGAAUAUACAUAUAUACAUGGAGUAUCGAAAUUAGAAAUGAAGCCGUGCAAACUGGUGACGCUUAACCCGUGGGACCAAUCGUUAAAGCGGUAUAUAGAAGAGAAGAAACCGCCUAUUAUUUGUUCAAAUCGAGAACAACUAAUGUUUGUUGACAAAGGAUUUCUACGAUUUAAUGAGACGGGGAUGAAAAAAUAUCAAAUAGACACAAGAUAUGUGAAAUGUUUUUACAGUAACUUAAAAAGAAAUGGUGGAGAUAAAGAUGUUAUAUUCGAAGAUGAGGUUAAAUUUGUUGCUCCGAUUUCCAUUAAAAGUCAUGUGUUUCGUGUGCGCUGUGUUGAUGUGAAUGAUAAUGAGUUUUAUGAUUAUUUACACUUUAAUCCUGCCUGGAAUAAUGAUGCAAAAAUGGUAGACGAUGUUGAAGAUGAAAGCGAAAGUAAGCUUAGUGUGAUCAUAGUUGGAAUCGAUUCUGUAUCACGUUCGCAUGCUAUACGCAAUCUCCCAAAGUCUAAUAAGUUUCUGAGGAAAGAAUUCCAUGCUUACGAUUUUGAAGGUUACAGUAAAGUUGGUGAAAAUACAGGUCCAAAUAUAUUUCCUUUAUUAACUGGUCAGUCUAACAGAAAUUUCCCGUUUGUGCUUCAUUUGCAUAAGUAUGCAGAUUCUUUGCCUAUCAUAUGGAAUGAAAAGAUUGUUAAAAAACAUUUUGCUACGUUUUUUGCAGAAGACGGAAACAACAUUGCCGUUUUUUCAGGAACUGGGAAAAGUGGAUUUAAGGAUCAACCAACAGAUUUCUAUUUCCGUCCAUUUGGUCUCGGAAUGGACAAGUUUGAGCCAAAAAUCAUCGAAAACUUGGGAAAAGCAUCUCAAUUUUGUUAUGUUGUGAAUAACUACUUAGAAUUAGAAAUAGAAUACUUGAAAGGAUUUUUAGUGAAAUACAAAAACAAACGAAAAUAUGCAUUCAUAUGGAAUAACCAAGCCAGUCACAAUACUUUCACCACAUUACGUCAUGAGGAUAACCGAUUGUUAGAUUUUCUUAAAUGGUUGAAAUAUGAAAACCAAACAAAGAACACCAUUUUGAUUAUGUUAAGCGAUCAUGGUUAUCGAGCUGGCGGGCCGUCGUUGACCCACGUUGGCAGGGCCGAAAGUAACAAACCAUGGCUUAUGGUACACGUUCCCGAUUAUUUAAAAAGAAAAUACAGUUGGAUACACGAAACGAUGUUAAAGAACACCAAACGACUUCUCUCUAUUUAUGAUAUAUAUCAAACCACAUUCGACUUAGUUCAUGAUGUUGCCUUCACCAAACAAAAGAACACAAGCAUGAUCGGUAAUAUCAUUAGAAGGAAUAUAUUCUAUGAGAUUCCUCGUGAACGAACAUGUCUUGACACCGGUAUUGAAAAGAGGUAUUGCAUGUGCGAUGACGAAAUGCCUGUUUCCACCAACAAUGGAUUUAUUUAUUCUUUAGCCAAGUUCCUUGUCAACGAAAUAAACAACAUUUUAUCAAAAUAUCAAAGUGAAUGUAAUAUUCUCUCUCUUCACAAUGUGACAGAAGCUUCAGUUACGUACUCAAUGAGUGACAAGGACACCUUUGGUCGAAUACCAAAUGCUCCUAAAGGAAUACUUAAUAAAUUACUAUCAAAUUUUAAUACAAAACAAGACCAGACUGGUCGUUAUUUCAUUCUGUUUCAUACGAAUUAUGGAAACGCUUUAUUUGAAGGAACUGUAGAUUAUGCGGAAUUUGGCCCGAGAGGGAUCAAGGACGAAAUGACGAUGAUUGAAGAACCGUUCCGAUUAGAUAGAUAUGGUAACCAAUCAUAUUGUGUAGAAGAUUCCUUUUUGAAACCUUUUUGUUAUUGCAAGAACUUUAAACCGUAAAGUGUCACAUUUUCAAAGUUAUCAAAAUACACGGAAACAAUGUUAUGGUGUGACGUCAUCUCUUUGUUAUAUUUGCUCUACUGCUUUACUUUUAUUCCAGGUCAUUUUAUACUACAUCAAAUCUAAAAGUAGAUGAAAUAAUCCCCAGAAUCAUGCCAUACAUGUGCAUGAGCUAUAACACUUUUAUUACCUGACGUGCCACAAAAUUUGUUUAAACAGUUAACAUAACGAAAGUGUAUAAUUAAAAAAUGAAACAAA
This is a messenger RNA of Ruditapes philippinarum (Manila clam), 2318 nucleotides long. RefSeq lists its product as uncharacterized. The record is from RefSeq and is a predicted model, not a curated record. The coding region runs from base 60 to 2060 and encodes 666 amino acids. NCBI's taxonomy places the organism in Eukaryota, Metazoa, Mollusca, Bivalvia, Venerida, Veneridae. The transcript has a single exon.